Messenger RNA from Funneliformis caledonium, 315 nucleotides. The record is from the annotation of a GenBank genome assembly. NCBI's taxonomy places the organism in Eukaryota, Fungi, Glomeromycota, Glomeromycetes, Glomerales, Glomeraceae.
AUGUCGCCAGACGUUCGUUUGGUAAAAAAAGCGUCACCGGACGUUCAUUUCGCAGAAAAAGCGUCAUUGGACGUUCAUUUCACAGAAAAAACGUUUCUGAACACUCAAUUCGCAGAAAAAAUGUCACCAGACGUUCAUUUCGCGGAAAAAGCUUCUCCGGACAUUCAAUUCGCGGAAAAAACAACACCAGACGUUCAAUUCGCGGAAAAAGCAUCUCUGGAUACUGUCAAUCUGUUUACAUGUGAUCAAAAUUUCAAACUCAAUUAUCUCAAAAUCAUGCUUUUCAGAGUUUCCGGUUUUUCUACUGCAAAGUAA